This is a messenger RNA of Entrophospora sp. SA101, 813 nucleotides long. NCBI's taxonomy places the organism in Eukaryota, Fungi, Glomeromycota, Glomeromycetes, Entrophosporales, Entrophosporaceae. The record is from the annotation of a GenBank genome assembly.
AUGAGUAGAAGUAAAGAUUAUCCUGUUUCUCUAAUUUCAGUUGGCUCUUUAAAAGAGAAUUUACAUUUUGGUGACUUUUCUCAAAAUUGGUGGGAAACUAGACAAAGCAAUAAUUCAAAUGAUAUUGACAAUAUUUCUAUUUUAUAUCCUAUUCGUAUUGGCAUGGAAACAAUGGUUAUUCUUAAUGAGACACGAUUUUUUAUUACUGUAGUUCAAGGCUGUGAAGGCUCAUUAUACCAACCUGGAUAUAUAUGUGAAGUUAAUGGUAAAAAAAGUGAAGUUUUUAGUAAUUCUUCAGCUGCUAUAACUAACACUUAUCAGGAACUUUUUAGCAGUAAAUCAAAAUUUUCUGGUCCUCUUAUAAUGGGACAUAAUAAAUCAAAAAUUAAUGAACAAAUUCUUGCAGACAUAACUUUCUAUCCAUUUAAUUGUAUGUUUUCAAACAUAAAAUUAUUUGUAUAUGGAAUAGGUGCAUUUACAAAGGAUCAUCUAGAUAAUACAGGUCCAGGUUUCAAAUCAUCUUUUGUUUAUUUGAUUGGAGCCAAAAAAAUAAAAACUUUAUUUGUUCAAGAAAUUAAUGAGAAGAACUCCAGUGUAAAAAUGUAUCAAAAUUAUAAUUUGGUGUUCACAUAUAUUGGUAAUAGUCCUAAUAAUGUAUGGGAGAAAGUUGGCAUACUUUCACAGCAUAAAGGAAUAGAUUUAUUUGGUAUAACAAGCCCUCAAGUUCAAUCUUAUAUUCAAAAAUUUCGUGUACCUAAAUAUAAAAAAAAAUAUAAAGUGUUAUUAGAUGAAGUUAAUAAAUAUUUAUAUUAG